Poecilia latipinna (sailfin molly) is the source of this 3462-nucleotide messenger RNA. RefSeq names its product E3 ubiquitin-protein ligase DTX4-like. Gene Ontology annotation, biological process: Notch signaling pathway; protein ubiquitination. Gene Ontology annotation, molecular function: metal ion binding. NCBI's taxonomy places the organism in Eukaryota, Metazoa, Chordata, Actinopteri, Cyprinodontiformes, Poeciliidae. The record is from RefSeq and is a predicted model, not a curated record. Bases 268 to 1227 code for a protein of 319 amino acids. The transcript is spliced from 9 exons.
CACAGUGUGAUCCACACAGUGAUCCACAGCGUGUCUGUGUGCUACGUGCGCUCUGGCUGCUCUCUGAGGAUGAUGACGGUGUUGCUGACGGAUCAGGUAAUCCUCUGGCUGACGUCCGUCUCUGAGCCGAUGGAAACUCCCAGGAUUAGCUCUGAAAACGCCUCUGGAAGUCGCUCUCAUCAGACGAGUGAGCGGUUCUGUUUCCGUGGUGAUCGGUCCGGUUGACCCGGUUGCUUCUGGCUCACCGCCUGUUGAACCGGGUUUUAGAUGUUGGGAAUGACGGUCAUCAGAGUUUGUCUCGUUCCCACCGUCCCGGUGAAGAACCUGAACGGGUCCAGCCCGGUCCACCCCGCGCUGGCCGGGAUCACCGGGAUCCUGAUGAGCGCCGCGGCGCUGCCCGUGUGCCUGACCCGGCCGCCCAAGCUGGUGCUGCACCCCCCACCCAUCAGCAAGAGCGACAUCAAGCCGGUACCGGGCUUCAACCACUCCUGCAGGAAGACCACCAAGAAGCAGGUCCGCAAAGGUAAAACUCCAGAGGAGGUUGUGAAGAAAUACCUGCAGAAAGUAAAAAGUCCUCCAGAGGAGGACUGCACCAUCUGCAUGGAGCCACUUGGGGGCCCGUCCGGGUACAAAGGUCCGGGCGUUGGACCCGUCUCCAAGGCAGAGUCGGUGGGUCGCCUCACCCAGUGCGGACACCAGUACCACUUCCAGUGUCUGGUGGCGAUGUACAACAAUGGCAACAAGGACGGCAGCCUCCAGUGUCCCACCUGUAAGACCAUCUACGGCGUGAAGACUGGCAACCAGCCAGCCGGGAAGAUGGAGUACCACGUCAUCCCCCACUCCUUACCGGGUCACCCCGACUGCAAGAGCAUCCGCAUCAUCUACAACAUACCGCCAGGGAUUCAGGGACCAGAGCACCCGAACCCGGGGAAGCCCUUCACUGCCAGAGGCUUCCCGCGACACUGCUACCUCCCAGACAGCGAGAAGGGGCGCAAGGUUCUGAGGCUGCUGCUGGUGGCGUGGGACCGCCGGCUGAUCUUCUCCGUCGGAACGUCCAGCACCACGGGAGAAUCCGACACCGUCAUCUGGAACGAGGUCCACCACAAGACUGAGUUCGGGUCCAACCUGACGGGCCACGGAUUCCCCGACCCGGGUCACCUGGACAACGUGUUGGAGGAGCUCCGAGCUCAGGGCAUCACAGAGGAAGAUGCACUGGUAGAGAAGUGAGAGAGGAAGAGGAGGAAGACUCUCUGCCAGCACUUAGGAGGAGAUGAGGAGGACAGCGACCGAGUUCUUCAGACUAUGACGCUGGCUUAGCCUUUCAAUGCAAGUUUCUCCAAAUUUUUUAAACCAGCGCAUCAAACGAGUAGUUGAGGGGAGGAAGAGGAGGAGAAAGAGAAGGAAGACGAAGCUUGUGGGUCUAGGUACUAAACAAGAGUGAGAAUGAAUGGGUACUAACAUCUAGAACAGGAACAAGUUAACUUUACUGAAUGAACGAAUAAAAAGUUGGUAAAAUGCAGCAAAAACUGGAAGGAAGAAGACGGAGGAAGAAGAGGAGAGAGGGAGGAAGAGGAGGGAAGGUUGAGGAAGAAGAGAGAGAAGGUGUAUGAAUGUAGUUUAGGAUAGCAGUAGAGUGAAAUAACUUGUGUGGUACGUUCAGGUGCUAGAGGGACCAACAGAUGGGCUGGCUUUGUUAAGCUGUGGUGAGGUGGCGCCCCCUGGUGGGCAGCUGGAGCAAAGCGGUCCUCACCGUUUCCUCAUCACUUCAUUCUUCGCUUUGAGUCAGAUCCUGCAGCGCCAUGUUCAUGAUUGUUCUGUGAAGAUCCGGAAGAACCGAGCCUCCGGGUCGCAACUGCGUUUAUGUUUUUAUUGUUCUUAGUCAUAUCAGUCGGUACCGGCGUUCGCUGUUUUGUCCUGACUGUCAUUGAAUGCUUCGUCCUGUUGAGGUGAACUCAACCAAACCUGGCGGUGCGUUCACUGCCAGGUUAGGAGGUUCCAAAUGGUUCUGUUAGCAUUCAAUGUCAGAACUUUACUCAUGUUUGAUUGUUUACUACAGAAAUUUAAAGUAUAUUUUCAUCCAGUAGCUGCUUUUCUCCAUUACAAAAAGUAAACUAAAGAUGUUCUGACAUUUUUCUAUAGAUUAUGACCUUAUUUGGCAACUGAACAAGUGUGAAGCUUUUAAUUUUAUCUUUUUUGGUGAAGAUAAAAUAUUUACCUGUUCAUCAGAGUAAAGAUCAAAAAUGGUACGAUAGAAAUUCAGACUCUUUUCCUCUGAGGUACAUUGAACGCAGCUUUGUAUCAACAGAUAGUGUACUGCUUCUGAUUGGCUGCCAUGUUUUAAGCUCGACCAAUGAGAACACUUGUAGAUGCACUUUUUAUCCCAGCUGUUGGAACCUGUGAGGUUCUGUUAAUGACCAGGUCAGAAGAAUCCGGGUUAUAUUUGGGUAUCACCAUCAUCAUCAUCAUCAUCUUCUACCUGAUGCUGGUUGUCCUAAUGAUGGUACUCCCUCCACUCUUAACGUCUUUAUUACAUUUUUUAGCUACAUAUUUGCUUUUAGUAGCAUUUUAUUGACACUAUUAUAGAAUAAAUUGCCUUUUUUCUUAUUUUGUACAUUUAUCUUGUAUUAAUUAUCCUGUUUUUUAUGUUACCUUUUGUUUACGAAGACAGUAUUAUUAAAUACGCCGUCUUUUGUUGUUCUCUGUACAGAAAUGAAGCUGAUUUGCAUCUUUUCUUUGGAAAAGGAAUUUCAUGGUAGACUUUUAUCUGAGUGUGACUUGUAAUACAUUUUUCUAACUGAAAGCUGCAGCUGUGUAUUCAUGCUGUCAGUGUCUGUCAUGAUGCUGGAAGCAUUUAAACUUGGUCUUAAAAACUUUUCCAGAAUCACCUCCAUUUGUCAUAAAUGUUUUCCUGUUCUUUGGCUCAGACAACACGACGUUUCCUUCUGAGCGUGUGCAGCGUGAGGCCAGAUGGGAUUCAUACGGAAGAAGAUUACAGCCUCUGGAAAAACACAUAAUUUACUUUUUUUCUCAGAAGUCCAACUAUAAACUCAGAAUUCUGUUUAAUUUAGACUUUAAACUUGUCUUUAAUUUUAGGAUUCUUAUUGUAAUCUCAGAAUUUGGGGAAAACAUUCUCAGCAUUCUGGGGUGAAUUUCAUAAUUGUGUUUUUAUUUUUCAGUGGCCCUAAUCUUCUUCUGUAACUUCACGGUGUGAUUUACUUUUUAAUUUGUUUAAACCACCAUCAUGCCUCAUCCCCACUGAACUCUCCUCACCAGUAAAUGUGUGGAUUACUAUCGGCCCACCGGUGGCAUCUUGUAGUGGAAGGAGAGACGUGAUCAUGGGUGCUGAUUUGAAAGCAUGAAAACAUGUUAAACAACAAAAAAAAGUGUAAAUAUGGCAUAAAUAAUUGCUGGAGUAUGAAUGAUUAAUACAAUAAGAAAAAUAAAGAAUGAAUGAAAUUUAAA